CAUAUUUGUUAUUGGUUCAUCAUCUCGGCUUUUAUCUGUAAGUAUUUGACCUUUAUUUCACAACACACCGAUGCGUGCGAGCACCGGGGGCCCGGAAGAGGGCCUCGCAUGAGUAGAGGCUCAAAGUGCAUCAUCUAAAAAAGGAGGAGAGGUUCAUGCUAACCCUCAACUGAGAGACGGAAAAAAAUCAACAGCGCAAGUAGACGGAACUUUUGCUGUAUAACUGCUCUUCCCCAUUCUGUCAGCUUGAGGUUAGCUCAGACUGCCGUGUGUUGCCCUCAGAACAGACACCACUUUUUCCGGUACCAACCUCAAGAUUUUGCUUUUGCCAAAAGAGAACAAGAGACAAAAGCCCACUUUCAAACUUGCAGCUCCACAGACGCAAGAGAGACAGAGGUUUAUAAAAAAAAAAAAAAAAAAAAAAAAAAAAAAAGCCAAUGAGGGAGUAUCUGAGACAAAAGGGGGAAGUAUGUCAGAGAGGCACCACUGCAUCCACACACACACACACACACUACGCCCAGCGAAAGCAGUGAACCGUGUGAGAGGUGCACGCACGAGCAGGGCACACAGGUGUUGGGACCUUUUUUUUUUUUUUUUUUCUAAGAUCUCUGAUGGCGUCCGGUCGCUGCAGCGGCGCGAAGGAACGGCCGCCGGCGCUGCCUGUCAAACAGCUCAGGCGCCUUUCCUCCACACCUUCGGAGGUUGACUGCGGGAUGCGCAGCCCCGUCGGACUGCAGCAUCCAAGCUGCGAAUGCGACGACGUCUUCUCUGAGUCCGCGGACUGCCACGCGGUCCUGUGCCCCAUCCACCGGCGCCACGAUGCCUCCCGACACCAGGUGAGGUUUUUCUCCGACGGCCCCCCGCCGCCCGUCCCAAAGAAGAGGUUAUCCCGCACCCUCUCCCUCCCCGGCAACGGCGUGCCUCAACUCUCCCCCCUGUCCCCGCUGCAAAGGCGCCCUCUGAACUUCGACAACCCCAUGUACAUGCUGGCGCCCGCGGCCGACUCCCGAUUCCGCGAGGAGGAGGAAGGGGGCCUUCGGCCGGCGAGCGGGCGCCCCGUCCCCUCGCCGUCCUUCUCCCUUUUGUCCUUCGACACCCCAGACGAACACCUGCCCUGCCUCUUCGGCAGGAUUGACGACCGGAGGGUGGUUUCUCAGGGGAUCCAGCGUCGCCACCUGCUCUUUCUGAGGAGCGCGGCACGGAGCGCGGAGGCCGCGGUCCUGCUGCCGCGGGCGGAGGCCGCCGAGGGCCCGUACCAGCCUCAGGACUUCCGGCUGCGUGAGGGUGGCGAGCCGAAGCAGGUCGGCGACGCGCUUUACUACAGCCUGCAAAGCCACAAGCUCCCGGGCAGGGUGCUCGGCUUACGGGUGCACAAACACACGGACGGCGCUCCCUCGGCUCGAACCGAUCGGCAGCCAGAGCACGUCAACGUGCAGAGCGUCGUUGCUCAUUUCCAAGGGCCGGGGGACAAUUGCGGCCGUUUGGCAGCUCAAGGCCCGUCGGGUCACUCCAAGUCCGCUGCCGAGGCGCAGGGCGCCGACGUGACCUCCGUUGAGUCUCUCCUCCAGGAAGGGCUCUCGGUGAGCGUCGAGAGGGACCUGCCUCGGGCCACCCUGGAGGACUUCGUCCAGGACGGCAGCUCGCUGCGGGGCCCGGACCGCUUUGAGUACGACAGGCGGGCGUGCACGCUGUUGCUGCAGGUAGCGACGGGCUCGCGACACCUGUGCGACAUCGGCGGCGGCGCCGCGGUGGCCGAGCUCAGGCCGCGCGGGAUCUUUUUAGUGUGGCCCAGCGGGGAAGGCGGAGGAAGCGGAACAAGAGAGGAGACGGAGUGGGGAAAGACAGAGGGAAAGGGAGCGAUCCAGAUGUUGUGGGAGACACACGGAUGCCCUCGCGUGGUGUUGACCCCGCUGCCGCCUGCUCGGUGCGUACCGAACGCCGCCCACGUCGAAUCCCAGAUAGGAGCCUUGAUUCGAUACUGCCUCCACUCGCAAGACCCCCCGACGCCUCCGGACUCGGCUCCUCGCCCGUCCAUGUCCUCCCUCCGGAGGGGGCUCCUCCAUUUGGCCUCCGGGCCGCGGGCGGCCGACGUGGGGGCCGGGCUGCAGGCGCUCCUGUGGGGGCCACGAGGCUCCGUGACCACCGCGGUGCACAACUGGCUGACGGUGAAGCGAGCCCUGCUGGUGAUGAAGCUGGCCGACAGGGGGCUGAUCCAGGACCAGUCGCCACCGGACUGGGAGGACUGCAUGUGCCUGCAAUACCUGUCGUUUACAGACCCGGAGACGAUAAUGAGCGCGACGGGUCUGCUGAAUGCGGAGAGCGCGCGCUGAGAUGAACAGUUAGUCACACCUGGCAGGUUGUAAACUGAAUUGUGUACAAUGAAAUACAUAAAGGUUAUUUGAAAAGACAAAAGGAGUUUCCAUUCUUACAGUUCAAUGAAAAUGUAUCCAACAAAAUCCUGCAUGAUCAUCAUGAAAAUGUUUUUUAGCUUUCUAUGAAAAGGGAUGUAAUUGCACAUGAACUAUUCUUGUAUGUUUUUUUUCUACCAUUAAAAAAAAAAUGGUACAACGGUAUUUUUCUCAGUGAGUCCACUGUACAUUUUUUUCUGAAUAAAUCAAAGUUGAAUACGAAUUUAGCAAUCCAGUUUUCCUACUAUUUUGAUAAAUAUACCCGCUGAAAGUAAUGAUUGAUACAAUAAGGAUGGAUUUGGACUUUGAAUGCGUACGUUUCAUUAGAUUAGAAUUAUUUGAGGCACAGGUUGAAGCGUCAUUACAAUUAAAGUCCUGCGGAGGCGCCGUUACCAAAGGAACCGUUGAAAUGACUCUGAGCCCAAAUGAGGCCCCCCAUGAGUUCACCCAAGGUCUUUACUCGCCUUUCAGCAGCUCCUAUCAGACCCGUUCACACAUCCCUUUGUUGUGGAG
Messenger RNA from Pungitius pungitius (ninespine stickleback), 2921 nucleotides. It is a transcript of the gene peak3, whose product is annotated as PEAK family member 3. Gene Ontology annotation, molecular function: protein kinase activity. NCBI's taxonomy places the organism in Eukaryota, Metazoa, Chordata, Actinopteri, Perciformes, Gasterosteidae. The transcript is spliced from 4 exons. The record is from RefSeq and is a predicted model, not a curated record. Gene Ontology annotation, biological process: protein phosphorylation. Bases 612 to 2330 code for a protein of 572 amino acids.